Odontomachus brunneus is the source of this 5672-nucleotide messenger RNA. RefSeq lists its product as uncharacterized. The transcript has 7 exons. Gene Ontology annotation, cellular component: plasma membrane. Gene Ontology annotation, biological process: triglyceride biosynthetic process. The record is from RefSeq and is a predicted model, not a curated record. Lineage: Eukaryota; Metazoa; Arthropoda; Insecta; Hymenoptera; Formicidae. The coding region runs from base 2083 to 4074 and encodes 663 amino acids. Gene Ontology annotation, molecular function: diacylglycerol O-acyltransferase activity; long-chain-alcohol O-fatty-acyltransferase activity.
GAAUGUCACUCGACAGGUAGUGGUGUAUACAAAGAAAAUGUUGCAUAGGAAGAAACGAUACUAAGAGAAAACUAUACGAUAUUUACGCUUCGUUUAAAUUGAAGUCUCUCCUACUCGAAGUUUCACUUAUUUUUCAAUAGUACGAUUCAAACAACAAAUAAGACGAACUUUUAUUUCCUAAUAACAAAUAGUUUUAACUUUUAUUUCCCAAUAGCAAAAGUCGAUCUAACCCAUUGUGGUAUGGCUUUUAUUGAAGAAUAAAAAUUCGUCCGUUACAACUUUAAGAGAAAGAUCCCUUUUAUCUGUCAUUUCGUCGCAAUAUUUAAAGAUAAAAAGGACAUCUGGCCCAAUAUUUGACUACGUCCUCGACUACUUGGCGGGGCAAGCAAUGGCGGUUUGAUAAAAUUACACUUUGAAAUAGCCAAUCUCCGUUAUACUUGUUCAAACGAAUGAUUGGUCGCCUGGCGUCAUCUAACGGUGCCGUGAAAAUAUCUGCUCCUAAUUGAGUCUCGAUUUAGUUUGAGUCUCAGCUAAAUAGGGUUCAAGUCUCAACUAAAUUACCCGUUAGCUAGACAUUUAUUUUUAUUAGUUUCGAAAUUUCCGCUACGAGCCGCCACUAUCUCUAACGUCAUAUAUAUAAUUUUCUUUCAAAUUAUAAUACUUCUUCAUUUAUUUCUCUAACGUUAUUUCUAUCAAUAAUAAUCAACAAUAAAGUUUUUAUAUAUAUUAAGGAUUUGUAGAAACCAAAUUUGUAGAACCAAGGAUUUGUAGAAAGUAAAUCCUGAUAUGACUUUGGGAGUUGCGAUGAAAGCACAUCGUCCUGUGUGCGUAAUUGUAUGUUUAUACAUGAAUAUUAAUGCAUCGCUCGCGCGAAUACAACAACUGGAAGUUAAAGCAACUUGGCUAUAUUUUCCGUAUCAUCCGCAAUUUUUUAUAUUUUGACCCGCAGACGUUAUAUUUGCUUACCAGACUAGUUUUACAGUCUUCCUUCGAAUGUUCAAUACAAAGCCGAAUUUAGCAAUUAGGCCUUUAAAAAUUUAUAAUGAAUUAAAAUAUAUCGAUUCUCGUACUGCCUUUUUCAUACACUGCUCAUUCAAAUAAAUUACCUAGUUUUGAUUUUGAUAUUUUUUCCCAAAAAACGCUAUGUACUGUAAUGAAAGCAAUUAUAAAUAUUAUAAUUACAAUGUAAUUAUCAUUUCAAUUCGCUCAAAAAACGAGAAACACCUUUGCCUAUGUUGCGACUCUCCACCAGAGGUCUCUACUAUGACUCCCGCAGACUUUCAAGUAUAUACGAUCGUUUGUGUUGGUGUUCUUCAAUUAUUACCAGAUAAGUUCGACAAAUAUGAGAAUUGAUUCGUGACUGUGUGCGCUCUUAACAAUCUCAUCAAUGCGUCAGUCUUUUAUCAGCAAAUAAUAUAUUUCUGCCUGCUCUGCGGGAAACAUUGUUUUUAAUGGUUAAUAACGGCUACAAACAAAUUAGCCUGACAUUAUCAGCUCGGCGAAGAAAUCACGGAUGAAAUGCAAGGAGAAAGGUCAGAUUUUUAACGCGAAUUUAACGCGCGCGCGUAUGGAAUGUAGUGAAAAUUUCAUUUUUUCAAAUAUAUCUCAGAGUAUACUUAAAUGCGUGUGUCGGUACAAUGUUUAAGCGGAACGGUAUCUCCUUGUGUUCGGCCCAACAUCCGUGUUCAUUCGCAAAUGUGUGAUCCCGGACCGACAUUAUCUCCUUUCUCCCCUCUCCCUUUCGUUCUUUCGUGUCACGAUCACUUGUUGUUAAUGAUAACUCGCAUCUCUCGCUGACAAGCAUGACGACGGCGGCGUCGGCAGAUGCAAGAGCAAUAUCUCACUAGCGUGGUCCUUUUGCAACGGGGUCGUAAGGUCAGAUUCGGAAUAUAAUCGUCGGGCGAGCCGCAGUACGAACGCGGAUGUCGCGGCUUGCACUGCGUGCAAGCCAGCUUACAUCACCGGGCAGCGGGCUGCCGAAAAUCGCAAGAAGGGUGCGACUCACUUCCGGUUCGUGGCUCCUCGUCGAGGUACCUCGUCUAGCGAAAUACAGCUGAGGAAUACCGUGUCGUGAGGCAGGUCAUGGUCGACGUCGGUAUCUCCUCGAUGGUGAAUUUCGGCCUCAGUCUCGUGCUAACCAUACUCUUGAUCCCGCUCCUCUUUAUCGCGUAUUUAGUGGUGAAGUGGGCGAGAAAAUGUUGGAUACGCUUCGUGAAGUGGAGGUAUCCGAAUUAUGUCGUGGUGGAAGGCAACAGUAUCCGCAGCAUAUUGGAUCAAGGGCGAAAUCACGGUAUCUACACACUCCUCGUGCAAGGAUGCUCGAUCGCGGACGGAGCGAGGAAUCACCUGGCGCGUCUCACUUCCACCAGGAGAUUCCUCAGGUCGAGUCUGUUCACGCGAUGGGGUGUGUACGUGUGGAAAGAGCUCGACUACUUCUCCGUCGAUAGUCAUCUCAUAAAGUCGCCGUGCUCGUAUCGCGGUCGUCCCAUCACCGAGAGCAACAUACAGGAUUACGUAAGCGACGUCACGUCCAAGUUCCUGCCGACGAGGCUGUCGCCGUGGCAAGUGCACGUAGUGAAUUGCCUCAUACGCGGAGAGGAACGUCAAGUAUGUCUGGUGCGAGUGCAUCACUUGCUGCUGCGGCAGGAGCAUCUGACUUUGGCGGACUUUUUGCCGCUGAAGUACUCCACGGACAAUUGGACAUGCCAAGAGAGCAACUCACCCUUCACAAACUUGUACACCGCGCCCUCCGCUUUACCGCGUCUCAGGCAGAUGUUGAUUGAGAGUUUCAGCAAUUAUUGGAAUGAUUUUCUGUGCAAUAACGAUCCCACCGAGCGACCGGAGAUCUUUAAGAAGCGGAUAGGGCUGUUUCAGUGUAGCAAAAUCGCGGUGAUAGUGUUGGUCUGCAUUCUGAAGGAGAUGGCCAGACAGUGCCGAAAGUCAGAGGGCCUGAAGUUCCUGGAGCUCCUAUCGAUUAUUCGCCGCGAGUCGAGCAAGCGGAAUUUCCAUCCUCAGAUGGUCCUCGACUCCGUCACGAAAACCUUCAAUCCAAUCGACAUGUUUUACUCGCUCGUCGCGUGGUCCUGGUAUAUCACGAUCACGUCGUUACUGAAAACGCCCAUUCUACUUCUGCGAGAGCUACAAGCUUUGAACUCGCAGCGCAAGCAUUGCUAUCCGGAGACUUUGACGUAUACAUUAUGGUGUUACCUUCCUUUGACGUUCCAAGCGAUCCGGGAGGCGGUGUCGAUCACUUGGAUAGCCGUGACAGCGCCUAAAAUCGUCCUCGAGGAGUUGUUCCUAAAGCAUCCGCAGUCGAAUCAACUGCAGACCAUCUCGCCGUGCGGCAGGAAGGUGGUAGCCUGGUCGGAAGAGGUCGAUAUCGACCUCGUCCGCAAGAUCGCCAAUGUGGUUGGCACGACCGAAGCGGAGAUCCUCUUGACGGCCACCGUGGACGCCCUGAAAGAAUACUUCAGGCAUUCGACCGUUAGCAUACCAAGCGACGUGUUCACGACCGUGAAGUUCGUGAGUCAGCGUGCCAUCUUCUUGCGGAAUCACGAGGCUCGGGGUAUUCUGUGCCUCGCGUUACCCACCAAGACGCCGUUAUUCAACGAUGAUCUCAUUGAGAUACUGCAGAUCAUUCAACGGAACGUUCAAGACGCCAGGUCCAGGCAGAGCGCGAUCUACGCCAUCACGGCAGCGGAAACGUCUCACGGACUGAUCGCGUCGUGUGUGCCCUCCAUCCUCCUGAAGUUACUGCUCAACCAACUCUCCAGAAGAUAUUCCCUCUGCUUGACGCACGUGGACGGGGACUUACCUGUCGAGGGCGUGGAUACCGCAGUCUACUGGCGACCACCGCAAGGAAACUGCAAUAUGUCUAUAACUUUGCACAAGCAUGGAAACGCAGUGCGCCUCGGCAUAAUGGGAGACGCGCUGAUCGGUCCUCAUCACUUUGUCAUCGCGCGAACGUUCCCGAAAAGCGUGCAAAACCUCGCUACCAUUCUGGGCGUCUCGCGAGUUCCCAGUCGAAGUCCAAGUCCUAGUCCGCUCAGUCCGACAACGUCGCCGGGAUAUUAAUACAGCAUGUAACUCGACGUGAAGAAGAAACUUAAAGUCAUCGAUUGGACUUUGGAUUUUUCCGUGUCGACUUCUCCCUCAACGAACUUCGUUCUCUCGAGUAACAGCCGAUUAGUAAUCGAUUAUCCGCCAGCUGCUGGUUGAUAUUUAAAGUCAAUGUAUUUAUCUAAAAGAAAAUACAUGCGUGUGUGUAUGCACGCGCGCGUGUUGCGUGUGUGUGUGUGUGUGUGUGUGUGUGUGUGUGUGUGUGGUUGUAGGCUCGACGAACAGCAUCAGAUCACUUUUUAAAUAUAAUAAUCUUAUGUUCGAGGACGCGCAUGCGUCUACGCAACUUCUCCUUCUAUUUAUCCUCGGACAGCGAAAGACUCGGGUUCGACCUAGCAAAACCGCGCUCUCGAUAUUUUUCUCUCUCUGGAACGAAAAGAUACGUAAAUCUCGAACGCACGGCGUCCCGCCGCUACCUAGUACGCCCUCCUCCUUCUAUGGUGGAUCCCCCAUGGCGCAUUGUGUCCAAGUCCGGGGCCUGCCAAAAAAUUUGUGUCGACCCCGGGGCUUAUUUGUAUUAUUUGCACCGGAUAAGGAGGGGCGACGGUGGAGACGGGCAUACAUGGACAGCAGGUCUUAAAAGAUAGCAACCUUUGACUUUGAGAGACUGACAGCUGUACCAUUUGAUACAGUAACAUUGUUUCUUUCUGUAGUCGCCGUGCGCUCAGGAUCGCGCCAGAGAUUUCGCUUCCGAACGGCAUCUCUAAGCAUUAUCUAGGGAGAGAAGAGUCGUAAGCGUGGAGUGUCAGGUAGUUCAGUAGUAGUAGAGCAGUCGCUCGGCAAGCGAAAGACCCGGGUUCGAGUUCCGGUAUUUUUAGCAAAACCGAUAUUUUUAGCAAAACCGCGCUCUCAAUAUUUUUCUCUCUCUGGAACGAAAAGAUACGUGGAUCUCGAAUGCACGGCGUCCCGCCGCCACCUCUAGUACGCCCUCCUCCUUCUAUGGGUCGCCGGGCGACAAAUACCUGAACGACAUUAGAAUUUCAAAUGAGAUAUUGAUGUUGCGAGACGUAUGCUAUGUAUCUUUGUGUCGUGGUAUUUAAUGUCACAUCGCUGUGUUGUAACGUGCAAUACAUCCUUGGGAUUGUUUCGCACUUCGACCUUUGAAUGUGACUUAAACGUACGUACUUUCGCUCGAUCAAUUCGAUAUUGUUGAAUGCGUGCCGCAAAUGAGACACUGAGAUGAUUCCUGUAAACCGUUUAUUAGUUAGCUACUCAUCUAAUCUUUAGAUUAACAAUGUCAACAACAAAAGCUGUUUCGUUUAGAAAGUUGUAAAAAACCUUUUGUGCGACGGACAACACGCGGAACAAUAAACACACUUGUGCCUUUGACGCUUACCCAGACAGCACAAAUCUCCUCGGACGUCCGAAUGUCCUAAAGACAUCCACAGAACGCCCAUGGGAUAUCGUGUGCUGCUUUGGGUUAGUUGUAUAGAAAACGAAUAUCAUUACAAUUCGUCGAUAUCAUUUUUGUUAAGUUAAAAGGUGCCAGUGUAUUUAAGCGUUUUACAUUAUUCCACGUGAAAAUAAAUUUUUCCGUACAUUCUUUUCAAUUA